Molecule: messenger RNA, 1272 nt
Organism: Tarenaya hassleriana
Lineage: Eukaryota; Viridiplantae; Streptophyta; Magnoliopsida; Brassicales; Cleomaceae
Product: autophagy-related protein 18b
Exons: 11
Coding region: 16-1110 (364 amino acids)
Biological process (GO): protein lipidation; protein localization to phagophore assembly site; autophagy of mitochondrion
Cellular component (GO): extrinsic component of membrane; cytosol; phagophore assembly site membrane
Molecular function (GO): phosphatidylinositol-3,5-bisphosphate binding; phosphatidylinositol-3-phosphate binding; protein binding
Source: RefSeq, a predicted model, not a curated record
GAAGCAAUUGGCGGUAUGGCGAAUCAAUCCUCGUCGUGUCCCAUCUACUGCGUUUCGUUCAAUCAAGAUAACAGUGGUUUCGCGAUAAGCUCAAAAGAUUCGUUCAAAAUAUUCGAUUCCACUACAGGCAGACUCUGCUAUGGACGAGCUGCUGGGGCUUACGUAAUUGUCGAGAUGUUGUACCGCUCAGAUCUACUUGCCAUAGUCGGAGCUGGUGAACAGCCUUCUCUGUCACCGAGGCGUCUCUGUUUAUUCAAGACCACAACCGGGUCUCCUCUCAGGGAGUUGAACUUUUUAACUUCUAUUCUUGCUGUCCGCAUGAACAAGAAAAGACUUGUUGUUGUGCUAGUAGAGAAAACGUUUGUCUACGACUUGAAUACUCUCACUAUGCUGGAUACGAUUGAUACAGCCCCAAAUCCGAAAGGUCUUUGUGCAUUCUCUCCAUGUUUAGAAGCUUGCUUCCUUGCCGUACCCGCCAGUGCAACCAGAGGAUCCGUUUUAGUGUAUAACGUGAUGGAUUUGCAGUCUCACAGCGAGAUAGAUGCCCACCGAUCUCCGCUGGCUGCAAUUGCCCUCUCUUCAAACGGAAUGUACAUUGCCACGGCUUCUGAACAAGGAACCCUAAUCAGGGUCCAUCUUGUUUCAGAUGCGACCAAGUCAUAUAGCUUCAGGAGGGGCACAUACCCGUCGACGAUAUAUUCACUGUCUUUCGGACCGUCGACACAUCUUCCAGAUAUACUGAUAGCUACAAGUUCUUCUGGCUCGAUUCAUGCCUUUUUUCUACAGUCGGCCAUAAAGCAAAGAAGUAAAAGAUCUACCAGCUUUCUCGGAUCUGUUCUUCCCGAUACCGUGACUGAUGCAUUAGAUCCAGCUCAUCAUCACGUGCUUCAGAACGCCGUUUCAGCUGGAAUCAAGAGUCAUGCAGUGGUCAGGAAGAUAGACAAAGUAGAGGGUACAUCUCCAUUUGAUUCUUCAUCCUUUAGGGCGACGAUAUUGGUAAUAACGGUUCACGGGUAUUUCCAGGAGUAUACUCUAUCUAUAGACAACAAGAAUGAAUCUGCAUGGACUUUAGAACGCGAAUUCAACCUCUUGUCCAUCACCACAAGCUGACAUUAACCCUAAGAAUGUAUGUCUCAUUUAUUUGGAAAUCCAUGAUUGAUGUCGAGGAAGUCAUGCUCUUCCUUCCAUGUGUAUAUAACGAAUGUAUUAUGGGGAUGAAUAAAUAUGUAUAUGAUUCUUGGUUCCAUUUACAGCGUUCGUUCUUAUUGAUUA